GAACAUCUCAAUGGAAUCACAGUCAAUCGCUUACUUCCAAACAUGUUCCGUUUCGUAGUAAUCUUUGCGGUCUUCAGCGUUGCCUACGGCACAAUUUUAACCAACGACUUCAAUGGACGCAUUGUCAAUGGUGAGGACACCAGCAUUCAGGCACAUCCCUACCAAAUAUCGCUGCAAACCAGUAGUGGCCACUUUUGUGGUGGCAGUCUCAUCGAUGCCUACACCGUAUUAACUGCAGCACAUUGCCUGCAAAAGAGCUCGUAUGAUAAGUUGCAAGUACGUGUAGGAUCGACCAAUCACAAUAGCGGUGGUAAACUGAUUGAUGUGCGCACAUUCUACGCACAUCCCGGCUACAAUAAGACUGCUAGACGAAAUGAUGUGGCUGUUGUGAAAUUGGCCUCACCGGUAGUUGAAUCAGCUACUGUACGCUUCAUAGAAUUGGCAGCAGAGUCACCGGCAACUGGUACUACGGCGGUCGUCAGCGGUUGGGGCUCUAAAUGUUACUUCUGGUGCGUUACAUUGCCCACUACAUUGCAAAAGGUCGAUGUCAACAUUGUGUCUUUGGAGGAUUGUGCUUCCAAACAAUACAAAUACGGUGCUAAAAGUAUUCUCGAUACAAUGUUGUGUGCCUAUGAAACCCAGAAGGAUGCUUGUCAGGGUGAUUCGGGCGGCCCAUUGGUUGCUGAGAGCAAACUGGUCGGUGUUGUAUCCUGGGGUAAUGGCUGUGCUAAGGAGGGUUACCCCGGUGUUUAUGCUGAUGUAUCUUCGCUUCGCUCAUGGAUUUUGGACAUUGCCGAAAGUUUGUAAGCUGAGGAAUUGUGAAAGUUUCCUAGUUGCUUGAUAAAAUACAACAAUGCAAAGUAAAAGUUCAUAUCAAAUGUUGUAUGACUUUCUGGUUCAAUAAAAAAAAUUAUCUAUAUAAAACUCAAUA
This is a messenger RNA of Ceratitis capitata (Mediterranean fruit fly), 931 nucleotides long. RefSeq names its product trypsin-like. Gene Ontology annotation, biological process: proteolysis. Gene Ontology annotation, molecular function: serine-type endopeptidase activity. Lineage: Eukaryota; Metazoa; Arthropoda; Insecta; Diptera; Tephritidae. Bases 43 to 807 code for a protein of 254 amino acids. The record is from RefSeq and is a predicted model, not a curated record. The transcript has a single exon.